AUGAUACCUCAGGAAUUUGAUUAUAACUCAACAAAUUUUUCAUUCAAUCAUUUAUCAACCGAUUCCACUGGUGUGAAUUUUCUCAUAAAUGAGAACCCUAGUGUUAAUAGCAAAAAUAACAGUAACAACGAUCAAAUAAAUAUUGCCAAUCCACAACAUAGCUUUAAUGAUUUUUUAAGUAACACAGGUAAUUCAAGUGAUGGUUCCAAUUCUUUAACCAAUACUCCAUUUUUACAAGAUCAUUUAACUCACACACUAAGCAACACUAUUCAUACCACCAAUAUUAUGCAUAGCGGUAUUAAAGAAGAUAUGGAUGAACAACGUACCAAGUCAAAAAUAAAUGGAUCCGCAUCAUCUGGCUUAUAUGUUAUACCUAAUCAUCAAUCUAUCAUCAAUAUCAACGAUAAUGUUGAUUUCACUACUGAUAACGACAACAAUAAAACUAAAAACUUUUCCGCUACUGCUGAUAUAGUACAUGAUUUUCAAUUAGAUAAUAAAGAUGCAAAUUAUGCUAAUUUUCAUGGAUUUCAAAAGGAGACUUAUAUAGAUAAUACAGCUGUCAACAAUGCUAAUUACGAUACUAGUACCUAUAUUACUAAUGUUAAGAAUGAUUAUAACACUGUGCCUAGUACUCAUAGCAACAACAACAACAACAACAAUAAUAAUAAUAAUAAUAAUAAUAUUGAUAAUAAUAGUAGCAGUAGUAGUAGUAGUAAUAAUAACAAUAAUAAUAGUGAAUCGAAGGAAAACGGUAAUCGAGUUAAAAGAAAAAGAGCCACUGGACAAGCAUUGGCUAUCCUAAUGAAUGAAUUUGAAAAAAAUCCAAGCCCAAAUAGCCAAAUGCGUAAAAGAAUAGCAGAAAUGGCCUGUUUAGAUGAAAAAAAAGUAAGAAUUUGGUUCCAAAAUAGAAGAGCUAAAUACAGGAAAUCUAGCUCCAAAUAUACACUUACUAAUGUUCGCAACAGUGGUUCUAAUUUAUCACCUACAGGGCCAGAAUCAGUUUCCUCCUAUAAUAACGAUUACGAUUACGAGAAUGCAUCACAACCGCCGCGUUCCUCUGCCGUGGAUAUGAACUUUUCCAACCCAUAUGACGAUAGGUUUGAAUUUGACCGUAUUGCUCUAAAUAUUAAUAACAACUAUUAUUUUAUCGAUGCAAUCUCCUUAACUAUUGGCAGUUGGAAACGUGUCAAAAGUGGUAAACUAAGGGCGGAUGAAAGUUUAGAAUGCGUAAAAAACUUGUUUAAUUUAUCACCAAUCACUAUAAAUGAGAUUAUGGCUAAUGCCACGGAUUUAAUGGUUUUGAUCUCCAAGAAAAAUUUUGAAAUCAAUUAUUUUUUCAGUGCUAUUGCAAAUAAUUCCAAAAUUUUAUUUAGAGUCUUUUUCCCCAUAAGUUCUAUAGUUAAUUGUUCUUUAUCUUUACAAAAAAAAGAUAUUGCAACAACAACAACUGCUAGUAAGGAUCUGCCCAUUUUAAGCGAAGACGAUCUUUCCGAGCUAAGAUUAAUGCUAAACAAAUCACCCAAAUUUGCUGUUUAUUUUUCUGAUGCUAUGGAUGAUCUGGCUUCUAAUAAGUGGAAUAUAUGCGAGGAUUUUUCGGAGGGUAAACAAGUAAGUGAAGCCUAUGUUGGUUCAAACGAAAUACCCCAUAUUUUAAAGGGUUUGGAGGAUUCUUUAAAAUUUAUGCAUUCUCUGAUUUUAGAUUAUAAUAGUACACAUAUUAUUUCAACUAAUUUGCAGCCACAUCAAUCAAUACUGGCAAAUAGUAGCAGUAAUAGCAAUGAAGUUUUGUAUCCAUCUACAGCUAAAAAUAAUUUACAAGACAUUGCAUCUUAUGGUCACCAGAAUAAUGAUGUAACUAAUUCAGCCAAUGAUAACAAACUUAUAGAUAUUAGUGGGAAUCCCUUGCAGCUAUCAAAUCCAGAUGACGCAUUUAUAUCAGCAUAUGUCCAUAACAUACUGGAACAACCUACAACAACAAAAAUAACAACAACGGAGGACGCUGAUAAUAUUAAAGUUAAAAAUCAUAAUACCAUGAUGAACACACCUGACUUUUUCAAGGGAGAUGAGGAUCAGAAUGGGUUUCAGAAUUUGAAUCUAUUAAAUUUUACAAAUAAUGACCUAGAUCGAUAA
Molecule: messenger RNA, 2130 nt
Organism: Saccharomycodes ludwigii
Lineage: Eukaryota; Fungi; Ascomycota; Saccharomycetes; Saccharomycodales; Saccharomycodaceae
Gene: PHO2
Product: Pho2p
Exons: 1
Coding region: 1-2130 (709 amino acids)
Biological process (GO): regulation of transcription by RNA polymerase II; cell differentiation
Molecular function (GO): DNA-binding transcription factor activity, RNA polymerase II-specific; RNA polymerase II cis-regulatory region sequence-specific DNA binding
Source: RefSeq, a predicted model, not a curated record